This is a messenger RNA of Nerophis ophidion (straightnose pipefish), 2145 nucleotides long. RefSeq names its product zinc finger protein 177-like. Gene Ontology annotation, molecular function: RNA polymerase II cis-regulatory region sequence-specific DNA binding; DNA-binding transcription factor activity, RNA polymerase II-specific. The coding region runs from base 320 to 1315 and encodes 331 amino acids. Gene Ontology annotation, cellular component: nucleus. The transcript has 2 exons. The record is from RefSeq and is a predicted model, not a curated record. Gene Ontology annotation, biological process: regulation of transcription by RNA polymerase II. Lineage: Eukaryota; Metazoa; Chordata; Actinopteri; Syngnathiformes; Syngnathidae.
UCCCAGCUUCCGGGGUAAACGGAAGACAUCAGAAAGAGCACAUCGAAUGAGAAAGACGCUAAUAAGUCAGUCCUAUUAUUUUUUCUCCAGUUUGAAAUAUUUACGUCGUAUAAAAUACAUAUUUGAUUCUUUAUUUAAGGAUAAAGUGGUCUGGAUGCGCUAGAAGCACUGUGCUGCUUCUCGUGCUAUCUUUGCUUGUUAGUUAGCUUAGCUCGCUAGUUAGCUUAGCUUGUUAGCUGCUAACAGAAGACACAGAAGUUAUCAACACAUCGCUAAGUAGAGAUCAAGUGUGAGAGUAAAGUGUUGUGAUUGUGUGAAAAUGUCUACAUUACAAAUGUUGAGAGCGUUGGUGGAUCAGCGACUAACUGCUGCCGUUGAAGAAAUAUUUGUAGUGUUAGAAAGAACGAUAGCAGAAUACCAGGCGGAACUUUCUAGAACUAAAGAGGAGAACAAUCAACUACUGGACGCUGUUUUCAAGAAACAUCAAGUUGUGUUACACAGAACAGACGUCGAAGAACAUAUUUUUCGUGAGCAGGAAGAGGAACCACAGUCCCCCCACAUUAAAGAGGAAGUUGAGACGCCACAGACCCAUAGUGUUAAACUGACCCUUCACAUUAAAGGGCAAGCGGAGGACCCACUGAACUUACACAUCAAAAAUAAAGAGGAGGACCCACUGACCCCUCACAUUAAACAGGAAGAGGAGUACCCACUGACCCCUUACUUCAAAGAGGAAGAGGAGGACCAAGAGCCGCCGCAGAUUAAAGAGGAAGAGGAGGAAAAGGGCAUCAGUCAGCCUAAAUGGUUGGAGGAGUUCCCAGUGACUGGUGUCCCUGUGAAGAGUGAAGAUGAUGAGGUGAAAGGUGAAAGUGAGGAGAGGGGAGGGGGGGAGCCUCCAAGCAGCAGCUCAACACAACACAUGACAACAGAAGCUGAUGGAGACCACUGUGGAGGAUCACAAGCAGACAAGCUCUUAGCUCCACUAUCAGAUAGUGAGGACACAACGUCACACUCUCCUGACACUGAUGAUGAAGACUCUAAAGAUGAUAAGACAUGUCACACUGACAACACUCACUUCACAUCUUCUCACUGUCACAAAACCUUUAAAUACCAUUGUAGUCUGAAAGUACACAUGAGAACACACACUGGAGAAAAACCUUUUUCUUGUUCACUCUGUAGUAAAGGUUUUGCACAAAGUCACGAUUUGAAAAGACACAUGAGAACACACACUGGAGAAAAACCUUUUUCUUGUUCAAUAUGUGGUAAAGGUUUUACACAACGUCAAAAUUUGAAAGUACACAUGAGAACACACUGGUGAAAAAAACGUUUCUUGUUCAAUCUGUGGUAAAGGUUUUGCACAAAGUAAUAAUUUGAAAAGACACAAGAGAACACACACUGGAGAAAAACCUUUUUCCUGUUCGACCUGUGGUAAAGGUUUUACAAGAAGUACAUAUGCGAAAGUACACACGAGAACACACACUGGUGAAAAAUCACAUUCCUGUUCAAUCUGCAACAGAAGCUUUUGUUGACGAUCAACCCUUGUAGCACACAUGAGAAGACACCCAGGAGAGAAAGUGUUGAGUUGCAGUGUGUGUGGUGAAAGAUUGUCUUCUAAGUAGCAGUGUAAGAAACACAAGUGUGCUGGUGAGAACAGCAGCAGCAAAUGAAACUGCAGGAUUUGAAAUAAACUGUCCAGACUUUCAUUUUGACUUUCUAACAACAUCAUCACAUAUAACAUGUGUGACAUUGUUGUUUGUCUAACAAUCUGUUCAAUAUGCUUCUACAUUUAUAGAUUAGACAGUUUGAAAUAUAAAAGUAUUACUUAUUUGUAGUUGUAAUUGUUGAUAAUCCCAUAGAUUAUCACCUUUAUAUGAUAUACAUAUGUACUGGUUCACAUCUGAAACAUCUUCUGGACCACUUCAGGAAGCAUAUUAUUAUUUACUUUAUACAUCAUUUGAACAGUUGUCUUUUAUACAAUUUUAAAAUGUGUGACUUUAUGAAUCAUUUGUUGGGUCUCUAUAAUCCAUUUUAUUAAUCAUCUUUACUACUCUCUUUUGUAAUAUGAUGAUUGUGUUGUGAUUUUUUUAUACUUUAACUUAAUAUGUAUGUACUUGUACGUUUAUGCAAUAAAAAGUGAGAGAAAAUGGC